Molecule: messenger RNA, 538 nt
Organism: Pelobates fuscus (common spadefoot toad)
Lineage: Eukaryota; Metazoa; Chordata; Amphibia; Anura; Pelobatidae
Product: dermorphin-2-like
Exons: 8
Coding region: 71-376 (101 amino acids)
Source: RefSeq, a predicted model, not a curated record
AUACAGACCAAGAAAGCCUUACUCAUUCUCUGUCUGGAUAUCAUAUUUCUGACUGAAACAAUUCGCCAAUAUGAUUUUUAAACAAUCUCUUAUGAUGUUCGUUUUCUUUGGAAUGAUUUCUCUAUCAAUUUGCAGACCACGCGAUGCUGGAUAUGAAGAGCGAUAUGUAAGGGAAGACGCAAGUGAGGAGCCUGGUGACGCUGAAGAGGAAAGUGAAGAGGAACGUGGCGCUGAUGAGGAAAAGGAAGGGGAUCGUGAUGAAAAUGAGGAGGAAGAGGCGGAGGAAGAAGAAAAUGAAAACAACGGGGGCGAUAAGGAGGAAAAUACAAAGAAAAAGAGAUUGCUGGGGGGACUUGUGUCUAAUCUCGGCCUAUGAGCAGUGGAAUAAUUGACGAAGAUGUGAACUGUUAACCAGGAACUAUUGGAUUUAAAAAAAAAUAGAUGAGAGAGAUGUGCAUGGAAAAAGACUCUUCCAAUGUUGUUGUACUUUUUAAUGAAAGUAAUUCCAAGUGUUUUAGUAGCAAUCAAAACAUGCUUA